Messenger RNA from Drosophila biarmipes, 1534 nucleotides. RefSeq lists its product as uncharacterized. Lineage: Eukaryota; Metazoa; Arthropoda; Insecta; Diptera; Drosophilidae. The transcript has 2 exons. The record is from RefSeq and is a predicted model, not a curated record. Bases 156 to 452 code for a protein of 98 amino acids.
CUUUUUUUUAUUGUAUUUCAUAUACACUGUCAUUUUGAACUAGGUUUUUACUUCUUAAAGACAUAAGCGAGUAUCCUCUCUCAACUCAAAAACGCUAACUAAUCUUUGAUGUGUUUCAACUAUCCAAAACCAUAUACAGUUGCUGCCCUUGCACAAUGGACGCGCACUCAACAGCCGUCGCCAUCAUAGAUAUGGAACUGGAUUUCGAUGAGGAUGAGCACGGUCACAGAAGCGCUGCUUCGGAAGAAGUGGGUCAGGGCGAGGAUGUGCGGGCGCUGGUGCGGCGUCUGCAGGCGAGUCACGUGUGGAUCCGGCAGCAGGUGGCGCACCUCCAGCGCCGCCUGGUGACCCUCCAGUUGGACAGGCAGAGACGCUUUUACGAGGGCAGGGAGCGGCUGCAGCGGCUCCUGCGGAACUUGCAGGGGAGAUACGGACGCGACUGGGGCCUGUAGGCGAAGUUCGCAAGUUGGAGCUUCGAAUUCGGGUGCCACCGCUUCGAGGCAUGAGUGGAUGUGACGAACGGUCCCAAACUGAAUGCUUUCACAAUUUUAGCAUGUGGGGAGAAGUUAAAUACACAAAGCUGAUGAAUUGAAAUUUUCAUGACGCUCUGAAGCUCGGUUGAGUUAUCCUGGCACAGCCUGACUUGCGCUGAAUAAUUUAUCGAUGAAUACUUGCAGGAUGUAAUUGAAUUUUUAAAAUGUGGCAUUAAGAGAUUCAAAUUUCGGCAUUCCCUUUCAACGCAAAAAAAUGCAAGUACUUUUCUCAUGUCAAGGAAGAUUGCUGCUCAAGAGCGUUGCCACUAAAAAUCUUAAUACGACUAUUUUUUUGUAAUUUGUAUUAAGUUUCCAAACAACGGAGUCUUGUUAUACUGAAGAACUGCAGUCGAAGAAAUCCCUUAUAAAUAUCAGUACUUUAAUGACAAUCUCAGUCAAACCUCCUUGGACGGAUUAGUGGUCAUAAUUGUUGAACAGACUUGUGUAAACCAAAUGCCCACUAGACAUGCAGUGAAUGCCUAAGUGCGUCCAUAAGUCAUGCUAUUAAUUAACACCACACAGCGCACAUCCUACGUCUUGGACCUCUGACCCGCUCCCAAGUAAACCAAAGACCCUUGGUCAGCCCAGUUCGCCGUUCUGCGUAACUCAAUUAAUCAGACACCAGUGGAGGUCGAGUACGUCACUUAACUCGAGAUUAACCCUUGACUGGCCCUGUCCUCAUUCCUCCCAUCCAAUCGGUGAGCUGCGCCUGGGAUGAGCGUGCUUCGGGGCCUGUCAUCAGCCACUUACACGGGCUCAUUGCUGUUUAGCAACUAUUUAUGCAGACAAGUAGGUGCAGUUGCCACCUACAACCUUCCAACUGCACAGUGAAAAACCUGGCUCUCUAACUGCUCACAAAAAAAUAGUUCAAUCUACCGGCAUGGAAGUAAGGUUACUUACCAAAAAGGCUAGGAACCAUAACAAAUAAUGACGCGUUUUCUUGUUUUGCUUCCCAUUUAUAAGUAAAAAUUGUUAUUGGUCAAAUUGGCCGUUCCAUUUAA